AUGGAAGGCUCAAAAUGGAAGGCUGCGGCUUUGCUGACUUGGAUUCUAGCCGCAGAGUCUGCCUACGGUCUGCCACAGGUGGGAACUGCAGUUGAAAGCAUACUGCAAAAGACAUCCACUGAACAGACGAGUGCGUACGUGACUCAAUAUCCACCGGCGAACGAAGGCAACAGGCUUCUUAUUCCCGAGUCUCACCCGGUAUAUCGAUUCGGGUUGCAAAGAGACGGCCGGUCGUCUCAGCUUCCUUUUCCAGAGCUUGACGUGAGCGACUUCGUUCAUGGUUUAGAGGGGCUGAUAGCGCCAGACCAGCAAACGAACGCUUCACCGGCACCUCCUACUGGAGAUCAGCCAACUUCGGGCAAACAGCCCGAGUCGAUUCCAGCUCCCACUAACACUGCAACUGUCAAGAAUUCUCCAGAAGGUGGACCCGACCCACAAACUACUUCCUCAGCAGACCCACAUCCUAUUGAUCCUCCACCUCCGGUGAAACCAAAUACUGCUGGAAAUAUGAACGGCCAAGAUGUCUUCCAGCCAGUUGCAACUGGGCCCGCCCCAGCAAGCAUUCAGUCUCGAGGAGAUCACCCAGUGCAGAACAAGCAUGCCGACUCCAAGGACCCAAUUGAAACCAACAAGUUCUACGCUGGCUUCUUCUUGGGAACUCAGACCAAUGCUAGUUUCACACAACCGUACUCUCUGGCGUGGUCUAAGGGUGGUGGCUCCUUGAAGAGUUGGGGUAUGGGCAUCACGCACAUUCCUUCUGACAUGCUGGCAUGGGGUCCUAAGAACCACAAGAUACCCGGAGAGCCUGUUCAGUACUAUAUCAACCCCGUUGGCCUUCAGCAGAUUAUAUUCUCUGCUAGCGAGCUGGGUGACUCCACGGUGCUCAAGACUGAGCAACCCAAGGCUUUCUCCGCACACGCAGUCAUCAAGCGGUCUUCCGACUCUGCGCAGCAGAUCACGUUCCCCGUCAUCCAAGGUAUGGGCUACACUACUGCUGUCUACAAGGACCUGCAGCCCAUCAUUGAGAGUGGCGUAUUUUUCCGUAAGGUCGUUAAUGCUGGAUCCCCGCGCCCGGGAAUCUUCAAGUACAAAGUUGAGCUUGAGGAUGAUACCACCUGGCUCAUGUAUGCCACUCCGGACGAUGCUAAAGACCCGGAAUUCAAGCUCGUAUCAAAGAUUAGCCUUCGCGGUCCCCGUGGCUACUCUGGAACUGUUCAGAUUGCCAAGAAUCCUGCUGGUGUCCCGGGAGAGAAGUUCUAUGAUAACUCGUGUGGUGUCUACCCUGUGGCUGGUCACAUCUCUGGCUCUGUCACGAACGAUGUCGGCACUUAUAGCCUUUCGUGGACCAAGGCUGGAAAGGACGUCAAGAAAACUCCUUUGUUGAUGUUCGCACUGCCUCAUCAUGUUCAGUCCUUCGACAAAGCCACUCAAGGCCGUGUCACUGAUAUCCACCUUCGUACUACUACGAAGGGCAACUCAACUGCUGUCGUUGGAGAGAGCUGGACCAUGGUUGAGCCCAAGCUUCCCAUUGGUAUAGGAUUCGCUCCCUGGUCAGCUACUCAAGGAAGUGUCGAUAAACUCUCCCCCGCUGCCCAACAUGCUAUUGUCCAGCAUGCUCCACAUGAGUUGAAGCAGAACAUUUCCGAGCAAACAGACCUCAACAGCAUGUACUACAGCGGAAAGGCGCUCAGCAAGUUCGCGACCUUGAUUUACACUGUCAAGGAGCUUGGCAACAACGUCGAGCUUACCACUGACGCUUUCCAAGAACUGAAACAAGCAUUCGCCCACUUUGUAGACAACAAGCAGCAGUACCCUCUCGCGUACGACACAGUUUGGAAGGGUGUGGUUUCCACCGCAGGCUACGACGGCGACUUGAACCAAGACUUCGGCAACACUGCCUAUAACGAUCACCAUUUCCACUACGGCUACUUCAUCCAAGCAGCUGCCAUCAUCGGCGCUCUCGAUCCAUCCUGGUUGGCUGCCAACAAGGAAUGGGUCAACAUGCUCGUUCGUGAUGCCAGCAACUCUGUCGAAAAUGAUGACUUUUUCCCCUUCUCUCGUGGCUUUGAUUGGUACAACGGUCACUCCUGGGCUAAGGGAUUAUUCGAGUCCUAUGACGGAAAGGACCAGGAAUCCUCGUCCGAAGACACCAUGUUCGCGUACGCGAUCAAGAUGUGGGGUCAGACCAGCCGUGAUGCGAGCAUGGAGGCUCGUGGCAACCUGAUGCUCGGUAUCUUGGGACGGUCGCUGAACAACUAUUUCCUCAUGGAAGACGACAACAUCAACCAGCCUCCCAACUUCAUCGCUAACCGGGUUACUGGAAUCGUUGACCACACCACCUACUUCGGCGCCAAUUUGGAAUUUGUUCAAGGUAUCCACAUGCUCCCUCUGAUGCCCCACACUCCUUACGCCCGCCGAAAGGAGUUUGUUCAUCAGGAGUGGCAGGCAAUGUUUGCAGAAGAUGCCUCCACACCUGCAUCUAAGGUGGAAGGCGGAUGGAAAGGCGUUCUUUACGCCAACCUCGCACUCAUCGACCCCAAAGCAUCCUGGGAGUUCUUCACCCAGCCAGACUUUGACUACAGUUGGAUUGACGGCGGCGCGACACGCACUUGGUACCUCGCUUUUGCCGCUGGUCUCGGCGGUGCUCCUUGA
Messenger RNA from Penicillium olsonii, 2652 nucleotides. NCBI's taxonomy places the organism in Eukaryota, Fungi, Ascomycota, Eurotiomycetes, Eurotiales, Aspergillaceae. The record is from the annotation of a GenBank genome assembly.